AUGUAUCCGCACACCACACCCGCGCAUCAUUCGACCCCACAGCAGACCAAGGACCCGGAUCGAGAGGACAGCAUACAGGACCGUAAGAACCAACACCGCAAGGACUAUGAGGUGGACCUAUAUCUGCGUCAGAAGUGGCAGGACGAGCGACUAAAACACGCUGACAUUACAGAAGUUCUCGACCUGAAUGACCCCAACCUGGUCAAGGCCAUCUGGAAGCCAGAGGACUACUUCCCCAACGCCAAGCAUGCCGAGUUCCAGUUUGUCACUGUGCCAAAUGUGCUAAUCAGAAUCAACCCUGAUGGAGAGAUACUCUACAUGCUCAGAGAGGUGAAAUAUCUAGGACACAUAAUCACACCUACUGGCAUAUCACAGGACCCGGACAAAUUAUUAGCCAUCAGACAAUUUCCAUCACCAACCAACCUUUCAAAAACAAUAGAAGAACUCCGCCUGGAAUGGAAAACUAUGAACCCCGUGAUAAUGGGAAAAGGAUUGAAGAUGCCUCAAUUCGAGAUCGUCGACAUUGUACCAUCAGAAUGUCAAGAAUCUUUUCAAAUUGGUAACUACAGCUGCCUGGUGGCCGAAUUCUACCUGUCGCGGUCAGUGGGCUUCCACCUGGUGCAGAGCUACCUGCCGACCAUCCUGAUAGUGGUCAUUUCCUGGGUCUCCUUCUGGAUGGAUGUGGACUCUGUGCCAGGGCGCACCACCCUCGGAGUCACCACCCUCCUGGCGGUGUCCUCACAGAGCUCUGGCAUUCAGAGUGGCCUGCCCCAAGUGAGUUAUGUGAAGGCCAUUGACGUAUGGAUGGGAACCUGCACAGCGUUCGUGUUCUGUGCGUUGCUCGAGUUCACGUUCGUGAACUACAUGUGGCGCAAACUGUCUCCGGAGAUUCUGCGCAAAACUCUGAUCCCUGACGGAGUGAAUGGUGACGUCAUCACUAAGGGUGCUCCCCAAUUGGCAACCGAGCAACCGGAGGAGGCGGUUGCUGUUACUGUUGUGAAGAAAGUGAUCCUCACCCAUGGCGAUUUGUCAGGUCACGUGACAAACAAAAACAUGAUAAUGGCACGAAAGAUAGACGAAUAUUCGAGGCUCUGUUUUCCACUAGCCUUUGCUCUCUUCAACGUCCUCUACUGGUCAUACUACUUGGCAUAAACUGAGAGAGAAAGUGAAUAUCUUACUGGUCAUACUACCUGGCAUUAACUGAGAGAGAAAGUGAAAAACUUACUGAUUAUACUAUCUGGCAUAAACUGAGAGAGAAACUGAAUA
Molecule: messenger RNA, 1266 nt
Organism: Nilaparvata lugens (brown planthopper)
Lineage: Eukaryota; Metazoa; Arthropoda; Insecta; Hemiptera; Delphacidae
Product: glycine receptor subunit alpha-2-like
Exons: 9
Coding region: 1-1152 (383 amino acids)
Biological process (GO): nervous system process; regulation of membrane potential; signal transduction
Cellular component (GO): neuron projection; synapse; membrane
Molecular function (GO): transmembrane signaling receptor activity; chloride channel activity; neurotransmitter receptor activity
Source: RefSeq, a predicted model, not a curated record